Messenger RNA from Manacus vitellinus (golden-collared manakin), 5359 nucleotides. It is a transcript of the gene REPS2, whose product is annotated as RALBP1 associated Eps domain containing 2. The transcript has 18 exons. Bases 1 to 1773 code for a protein of 590 amino acids. The record is from RefSeq and is a predicted model, not a curated record. Gene Ontology annotation, biological process: endosomal transport; endocytosis. Gene Ontology annotation, molecular function: protein binding; calcium ion binding. Lineage: Eukaryota; Metazoa; Chordata; Aves; Passeriformes; Pipridae. Gene Ontology annotation, cellular component: plasma membrane; cytoplasm.
AUGGCAGGAAAAGAGCCCGAGAGGAGAAAAAUCCCUAUGGGGUACACACCGAUCACAGAAGUUUGUGGAGCUAAGCGUGUGGGUUAUUUUGGUCCUGCUCAAUUUUAUAUUGCUUUGAAGUUAAUUGCAGCAGCACAGUCAGGGUUCCCAGUACGGAUUGAGAGCAUUAAGAAUGAAUUGCCUCUGCCACGAUUUAUGGCGCUGAAAAAUGACACUGAAGUACGUUAUGGGACUCCAUCAGAACUCCAUGGAGUUAAAUUUCAGGUUCCACAUGCAACUUUGGAAAAAAAUUCCUACAAAAGAGCAGAUGAAGGGGACAAACAGGAACCCAAGUCUCCUCCAAUGUCUCCAAUCUGCUCACCUCCUGCUUCUCCAUCUACUUACCAGAGAAUACCCCUAAGUUAUGGAUAUGGUAAAGCAAGAAGUGGGCUGGAGCAGCAGCAUGGAGCUCCUUAUGAAGUCAGGCACUCUACUCACCAGCAAGAUGGACCAUCAUCAGGGAAUUAUGGAGCCAAAUCUUCACUCACCUGUUCAACUCCUAAACGGUCUCUUUCAGUGGAGCGGGAGCAGCAGGAUAGCAGCACCCACUACUCGGAUGACCCUUGGAGGAUAACGGAGGAGCAGCGGGAUUACUACAUUAACCAGUUCAGGUCCCUGCAGCCCGACCUGAACGCCUUUAUUUCAGGUUCCGUAGCAAAGAAUUUCUUCACAAAAUCAAAGCUGCCCAUCCCAGAACUUUCUCACAUCUGGGAGCUGAGUGACGUGGAUUGUGACGGGGCGCUGACACUCUCGGAAUUUUGUGCUGCUUUCCACCUUGUAGUUGCGAGGAAGAAUGGUUACCAGCUGCCUGAGACACUGCCGGAGACGCUGCUGCCCAAGUACCUCCAAGCAGCUUCUUUGAAGCCUGUGCUUGACUGUGCCCUGUAUGAUUCUUAUUCUGAGCCAUUGCCAGGCAGUCAGCAGACCCGGGACUUCAGUCGGACCGAGAAGUCAUCAGCUGAAGAGAUACCUGAUAACUCUGCACUGUUACAAGAUGGAAAGAAAGAUGACAAACAAGCUCUUAAAGUAAGCACUACUUUCAAAACUAUACCAAAGGAAUUUCAGCACUUGACUGUGAAAACAGCUGCUCAGGAAUCUAAUGCACUUAAAGCCAGACCACGAUCCAGGUCUUAUUCUAGCACAUCAAUAGAAGAUGCCAUGAAAAAGGGAGAAGAGCCCCCUACUCCGCCUCCAAGGCCUCAGAAGUCGCAUUCCAGAGCUUCCUCUUUGGAUCUGAACAAAAUAUUUCAGCAAAAUACACAAGCUGUGAGGUCCGGCUGGCUGCCCCCACCACCACCUGCACUGCCCCCUCGACCUUCUGUGUCUCAGACAGAGCAACCAUCUGAGGUUGAUUUACAUCCUCAGAUGAAUAGACCCCCAUCGCAGGCAGAAGAAAACAGUUCAGCAAAAAAGGAGGUUGUUCUUGCUCAGCCACCCUCCAAACCUGCCCGCAGGAAGCUCCGGACAGAGGCACAAGGGCUGGAGACCCCUGAGCUUUCUCCCACUAUAAAUGUGACUUCUUCCCAGCCAGCAGCCAAGGCUCAUCUCCCAGUUCAAAAACAGUCUUCCAAGCAGAAAAGGGCUAUUCAGACUGCCAUACGAAAGAACAAAGAAGCCAAUGCUGUGCUCGCCAGGUUGAACAGUGAGCUCCAGCAGCAGCUGAAGGAGGUUCACAAGGAACGAAUUGCCUUGGAAACACAGCUGGAGCAGCUACGUCCUGUCACCGUCUUGUGACUUCCCGCACUGCUGUGCUGAGCACGUGUCCCGACAGCCUUGCAAGGAGAGGACCUGGGUGUGGCUGAGCAGGGUUUCUGCCAAGGCAGUGGGGAGGACCAGCCUUGUCAGGUCUCCCCUCACCCCACUACACGCUUUUGCCUUUGCAGGUGAGGAAGAGACAGAAAACAAAUACCUGACUGCCAGAUAUUUCUGAGUGGGGGAUGCUUUGCCUUCUUUCUUCCUUCUUCCCAGCCUAAUGUGUAAGAGCAGUUUAUCACUGAAAUGAAUAACCUAAGAGUAUUUUAUUUAUGUAAAGAAUUCCUGAUUUAUAUGCAUUUUGGCAACACCUCCUGCCCUGCUCAUUAUGAGGUACAGCAUUCCUGAAUUCUUGCUUAAAUUGAAAACUCAUCUGCUGAGGAUGUGCUUCUGGAUGUCACUGAUUCUUGUAGGAUUGUAUCAUGGUAGAGUACCCCUGGAUUUAACAUACCAUAGGAAUAAAACUCACAAGAUGUACAGAAUCUUUAUCCUCAAUCACAUGUCAAAUAAUUAUUUUCUUAGUACUGUUUAUUAUGCAAUCAUGGAUGUAUUUUAAUGUUAGAGAACUUGUAUUUUAGAAGUUCAAGGCAUAUGAGAGAACAGUAAAAAAUACUAAAAUGUAGUUAUUUUGGAGAUUAGGAAAAAUAUCUUUUUUUGAACUACAGUUGUUUUUUAUCACCAGUGUUUGAUCACUUGCUUGCAACUGCCAGUGUCUGUGCAUUCUUCUGGCAUAUUUGAGAUCACUGGUUUAUAGCUUUUUUCUUCUUUUUUUUUUUUUAAACCAACAGUGUGUUUCUAACAACAGGUUAAAAAUCCAUUCAGGGCAUUUUUAUAGAAGCUAUUCUAUGUGCAUCUGUAUUAGUCUGCUUUGUUGUCUUAAUAGCUGCUGAUUUUUUUAAGGAUGUGUACAAGAACUGUAUUUCCAAAAGAAGAAAGAUAGCAAAGUGCUAUGUAUGAGGCUAUAAAAUGUGUGAUGGAAAUAAUUGCCUUUUACAGCAGGCUUUUGUUAAGGUUCCUUUGCACAUCAGUGGAGAUGCUACUGAUAGGAUAAAACUGCUAAUGCCCAUCUAUUUUCUAAAUGAAGAAGCAAAGAUGAAUUUUUAACCUGCGUUUGAUCCAGGGCCAACUGAAUCCCGUGGGGAUUUUUCCAUGGAUGCACUGGUCAGUGGCUUUGGUCUCAGUUCUUGCAAUGGAAGCUGGCUAACUAAUAUUGCUGUAUUUUUUUAGGCAAUACUCUUAGAUUGCGUGAGUUCAGACAUAAUAAUAUCAGCCCUGCUCCCACCAUGGGUAUGAUGUGCUUCACUGCAAGGGAAUGUCGCCUACCUGUUAUCCACCUUAAACAUGACACUGCACAUGUUUCAUAUCCUGUUGCUCACUGACCUAAUUUAAGUGUAUGUGUUUGCCUGGCAGAAACAGUGCAAAAAUUUUGUCACUGUCGUUGGUGUGACACUUUCUCCCUGUAGCUAUAGGAUGACCCUGGGGCUGAGAGGAAGGAGAAGCAGGUUUGAAGCAGCUGGGCAGCCUCUCUUCAGGGUGUAUCGUGGAAUGGCUGCCAUGGCAUAUCAGAGGGCACCAGAGCAGCCAAAAGUUUUGUUGGGAGAUAAGAAGGGCAUCAAUGAGAAUGUUUAAACUGAUGAGGAAACAGUCUACUUUUGCUGGAAAGAAUGUGGAUGUGGAACAUGAAUCCAGAAGUCUUAAGGUGAAAAUUGCCAUUUGCAGAAUUGUUACUGAAAGUGUUUUUGUGAUACAUUAGUUUUGAUUCAACUAAACAUCACUAUGUUAAUAAAAAAGAACUGUUUUCUCUGGAUUUGAGACUUUUCUUGUGUGACUAUUGCAUAGCUGAGGUCAGACAGUCAUUCCUGGUCAGUGACAAAAUGUGAGGAAUGCAAACAUUUCUGGGAAACUGCAAAAGAGCCACUGCCCUCUUGCUUGUAGUGAUAUUUUUCCAGAUUUAUCAUCAUUUAUUUAAUUUGUUCAUAGUAUUACUGAGUCAUUCUGGAGAUUUAAUGAGGCUAAGUGCUCUCUCUCUUUGCUUUUUAGUUCUUAUGUUGUCAUUUGGUUAAUAAACCGUUACUAUUUGGUAGAAAAUAAUCGUAUGGCACACUUGUUUUUUCUUAUAUGGGUGAUAUUUUAAGGAAAACUUUUCAAUUAUUACAAAGAAGUGUGCAUGCUGCAUUUUUAAGGCAGUGGAGGACUUUUUCAUGUUUGAUAGGAGCUUCCUUUGGAAUAAUCUUGCAUUUAUUUCACUUGAGUUAUUCAUGGAGUAGAUGCUGUUCUAAGGAAUUAUGGAAGAGUCUGCUUUAUAGUGUCUUUUUCAAAUGUCUCCCUUCUAAAAUAUGGAAAGUUUUUUCAUUCACUGGAAAUUAUGAUCCAUGCUUAACCAACAAUGAAAUACUUACUUGAUUGUUACUUUACCACUGGACUUAAUAAAUAAAAUAUUUAACCAUCUCUGCAUUUUUAGAGUUGCAGUCAAAUGCCCUGCUCAGCUUCAAUGACUAUAACGUGAGUUGAUUUGUAUUCUUUUUGGUAAAAUGUCAGUUAUGAUGGUGAUACACUAGUUCACAUAAAGAGUAAAGUGAAAUAUUCAAGGAGAAAUGUUGGUGUGUUUUACAUAUGGUGCAGAAGUUACUCUUCUGUGUGUCUCAACAGUUAAGCAUUUAUGAUAGCCCGUGCAAAAUGAAAAAGUAUGUCUAGUCUUGGGAAGCUAUUAGCAUUUUGAAGAGAGGAGAAGGCAUCACGAAGCUAUAUAGACAGUGCUUCUGGCAGUUGCUCCGUGCAGCCAUGCUCAUGGCUACUGUUAGCAGGCCUUGGCUGGUCCAAGUUCACAUCUAAAUCCAGGAUCACAGAUUUUCUCAAAAAUUAUUUUUCCUUUAGAAAAAUGUGGGUGUAGCAAAAUCAUAAUUUCUUGCAGAAACCUUUGCUUUCUCAAACUUUGGAUGGGAGAUGCUCCUAAAUUCAAAAUCAAAAAGGGAGACCUCAGAGGCACUUUGCUUGACCUGCAGGUGAGUGAUCAGCUUUAAGCCCCUGACAUGCCUGACCCAGAACAGUAACUAGGGUCUGCCUGUCCCAGCUUCCAGCCUGACCAAGGAGAGAGAGCAGAUUCCCAUGCAUAAGCUCUCACUGUCCUCAGUUCAUGGUUUCUGUAUGUACUGGGCAGAGAACAUGCCCAGCAACAGAGAAUAAAUGGGAACAGGAGGUGGAGCUCGGCAUCCUUGUAUCUGAGAGGAUGUGCUGACUGUGAGCCCCAUGCCCCAUUCCCAGUCUUCAACUGGACAAUUAAAUAUUUUUAUCUGGAGAACAGGACUAGGCAGAGUAGAUAAGGAUCUUCCUCAGUGUGGGUGUAAGUGUGCACUCAUGUCUUCCUUUUGAUUUUGCAUUUCUUUAUGGAUCUGUUAAUGUUUAUAUCACCAGGAGGAAGAGAGCCUGUAAAAGUUGCUAGCUAGGGAAUGAGGGAUGUCCAUUUCCCAGUACCUUCAGCCUUCAGCAUACACAGUCCUUGACAAGAAAAUACAUGGGCUCAUGAAACUGCAUAUUUUAUUGACUAAAGAGUACUUUUUCAGGAAAAAAA